AUGCACGAAGCCCACUUAAUCGCUGGUUUUGCCGCAAUCUCCAGUGGCAUCGCCAUUAUUACAUGUGCCUUAGUAAUACCAUCUCUCUACGCUAUUAUUAGCCAAACUCAUGAAAAUGUGAUCGAUGGUGUGCAAUUCUUCCGUGUAGAAACUGAUUCUGCUUGGGUUGAAAUGAUGGAUAUUCAAAUUAGCGUAUCACCGCCAAGUAAACCAAAGGAAAAUCCAUUCAACAGCAUUUUCCGUCAAAAGCGUCAAAACUUCCAAGGUUUACCAGCAUGGUGUAUGUGUGAACCACCAAAAGUUACCUGCCCUCCAGGACCUCCAGGACCGCCAGGAAAACCAGGAGCGCCAGGAACGCCCGGCCUGAAAGGUCCGCCAGGAAAAGACGACACAACUGUUUAUGAAGCAGUCGUUUGUCCAAAACCAGACACCUCCUGCAUCAAAUGUCCUGCUGGCCCACCAGGACCAAAAGGACCUACUGGACCUCGAGGUCCUCAAGGACCCGCUGGUGCGCCAGGGAAAACAGGUGUUAUGGGCAAGAACGGUGCACCAGGAGCACCCGGACCA
Enterobius vermicularis (human pinworm) is the source of this 567-nucleotide messenger RNA. Lineage: Eukaryota; Metazoa; Nematoda; Chromadorea; Rhabditida; Oxyuridae. The record is from the annotation of a GenBank genome assembly.